This is a messenger RNA of Radiomyces spectabilis, 1677 nucleotides long. RefSeq names its product DAHP synthetase. The record is from RefSeq and is a predicted model, not a curated record. Lineage: Eukaryota; Fungi; Mucoromycota; Mucoromycetes; Mucorales; Radiomycetaceae. Gene Ontology annotation, biological process: aromatic amino acid biosynthetic process. The transcript is spliced from 7 exons. The coding region runs from base 196 to 1614 and encodes 472 amino acids. Gene Ontology annotation, molecular function: 3-deoxy-7-phosphoheptulonate synthase activity.
CAAAAGGGUCCUAACCUAGCGGAGAUCCAAUAAUGGGCCAAGUGGCCAUAGUCGCACGAUGACUCAGAUUGUUCCCUUUUUUCAUUGCAACAGCGUGUGUGACGACGGUUUGAAAGUUUAAAUUCUUUUUUCUACGCAUCAAAAGCCGACGCCUAUCUUGCGCUUCACUUCAUCGCUCUUUCUUGGCUAAUCAUUAUGGACGCUAAUCAAAUCAACGCCGGCACCACCGCCUGGACACCCACCAACUGGAAAACGAAGCCUAUCAAGCAAGACGUCGUUUACGAAGAUAAGGAGCACGUGCAAAAAGUCUUGGGCAAGCUGGAACAAUUGCCACCAUUAGUGACUCCCAAGGAGAUCGAGAAUCUGCGAGAGCAGCUGAAACAGGUGGCACUGGGUAAUUCCUUCUUGCUACAAGGUGGUGACUGUGCGGAAUUGUUCGACUAUUGCUCUCAGGGUCCCAUUGAAGCCAAAUUGAAAGUGCUUCUCCAAAUGUCGCUUGUCCUGACGUGGGGAGCCAGAACAUCAGUUGUUCGUAUUGCGCGUAUGGCGGGUCAAUAUGCCAAACCAAGAAGCAAACCCACUGAGAUGCACAAUGGCCAAGAGAUUUUGUCUUACAGAGGUGAUAAUGUCAAUGGUUUUGAUCCUAGCGACCGCACACCUGAUCCGGAACGCCUGCUGGGUGCUUAUUUCCAUUCCGCUGCCACAAUGAACUAUCUCAGAUCAUUGCUGGAUUCUGGAUUUGCGGAUCUGCACGAGCCAUCCAACUGGAAUCUUGACCACGUUCGUUCAGAAGCCGUACGAGGGGAAUACCAAAACAUUGUAACACAACUGACAGAUGCAUUGGAUUUCAUGCGCACCAUUGGCGCUGAUAAUUCACAGCAACAAUCGGCUUCCAGCAGUGUUUUACGGUCGGUCGAUUUCUUUGUGUCGCAUGAAGCCUUGUUACUGGAUUUCGAGACGGCCUUGACCCGUUUGUUACCGUCACCUUCUUCAAAGACCAAGAAAUGGUACAACGCGGGGGCCCACUUUUUGUGGAUUGGCGAUCGCACACGACAGCCCGAUGGAGCGCACAUUGAAUACAUGCGAGGCAUUGAAAAUCCUAUCGGUAUCAAGGUGGGACCGACCACGGAACCCGACAAGUUGGUGGAACUGUUGAACACACUGAAUCCCAGCAAGGACAUUGGCAAAAUUACACUGAUUACACGUUUCGGUGCGGGCAAGGUCGACACCCAUCUAGCCCAACAUAUUGAAGCUGUGCGACAGUCUGGCCACAUUCCCGUGUGGGUCUGUGAUCCCAUGCAUGGUAACACAAAGAGCGUAUCAGGUGGCAUCAAAACGCGUCAUUUCGUUGAUAUUUGCCAGGAAUUGUCACAAACCUUCCGUGUGCAUAAAAUGUGUGGCAGCAAGUUGAAUGGUGUUCAUUUCGAGUUGACAGGCGAUUCAGUCACAGAAUGUAUUGGUGGUUCGAUGGACCUGAAAGAUACCGACUUAUCAACCAACUAUCAAAGCUACUGCGACCCCCGCUUAAACUAUGAACAAUCCCUAGAUAUCGCCUUCCUCAUUGCUAAAUACUAUCAAAAAGAGAGAAAGAACGAAGAGUUCCCCAGUCUGUAAUGAUUCUCAGUUGCAACCAAUUAAAGCUUUUCUGUUUGCAAAUCUUGCAAUGCACAGUUGUCU